AUGAGGGGCUACUUAACUGACAAAGCAGAUGUUUAUAGCUUCGGAGUUGUCCUUUUGGAGAUUGUCAGUGGAAGGAGUAACACCAGUAUUAAACCAAAGCAGGAUUGCUUCUAUCUUCUUGACUGGGAUGAAAGGAAACUAAUGGAACUAGUGGACCCAAGACUCGGAUCAAACUUCAACAAGGAAGAGGUUAUACUGACAAUUCAUGUUGCCCUUCUUUGCACCAAUGCCUCACCGACCAUUAGGCCUAGCAUGUCAACCGUGCUUCUGUUUGGCAUGUUUUUGACUUGGAAUAUAGUAGUAUUGCUCUGCAACUACCUCUUCUUAAUAAUACUCAGAAAAAUGUUUCUUCGGGGUCGCCUUGGAUUUUCAGUUGCUUCAGCUGCUGCAAUAGUAUUCACCUUCUGGCCGGUAAAGCUUGCUUCAGGAGCCACUCUUGUACCAGAUGAAGUGGACGUUUUGAGGGAGAUAGCAAAAACAUUAGGGAAGACGGAUUGGAAUUUCGGAGUAGAUCCCUGUAGUGGAGAAUCAAACUGGAGAAAUGCUACUGCACCAAAAGAGUUUGCGAAUGCGGUUACUUGUGAUUGUUCCUUUGAAAAUAGCACGACCUGUCAUGUCGUUAGUAUAGUAUUGAAAUCACAGAGUCUUCCAGGAGAACUGCCACCAGAAUUGGUCAAACUCCCUUACCUCCGAGAGUUUGAUGUCACUCGGAACUACCUUUCUGGUAACAUCCCUCCAAUAUGGGGCACCAUGCAGCUUGUUAACAUUUCUCUCAACAGUAACCGCAUAUCAGGAACAAUACCAAAAGAACUUGGAAACAUCAGCACCCUUGCAAAUCUAACCUUGGACUUCAAUCAGUUGUCUGGAACUUUACCUCCAGAGCUUGGGAACUUAUCCCGCUUACAGAGACUAACUCUUACCUCGAACAAUUGGACCGGAGAGUUGCCUAGAACAUUGGCUAACUUGACUGCUUUGAAGGAGUUCUGGAUUGGUGACUGCAAUUUCACGGGGAGUAUACCUAAUUUUAUCGAGUACUGGAAAAGUAUUGAAUAUCUAGUGAUCCACGGUAGCGGUUUAAAAGGGCCAAUCCCACCUGGCAUUGCUUCCUUAACAAAUUUAACUGACUUGAGAAUCAGUGAUUUGAGUGGAAAUGACACAACUUUUCCUAACCUUCGCGGUGCAACUAAUAUGAUGACUCUGGUAUUAAGGAGUUGCAAUAUAGUUGGGCAGUUACCAGACUAUCUUGGCUCACUGACAAAAUUGAGAGUCUUGGACUUCUCCCUCACAAUAUGCACAGCCUUAUACUCUUUUGCUAAUGCAAAGUUGAUCGCUCCUCAGAACUGGCUACUGAUGACUGCCCUUUGUUGGGAACGCAACAAUAAGCAAUUCAAGGAUGAUACAAUAGCUGUACUCAAUGUUAAUCAACAUUACAAGAGGGAUCUGGUGGAUUAUUUAUUUGAUUUCCUUACAUUUUGGAAAGACUUUGGCUCUAUUAUUCAGGACCUUAGUUUUAACAAAAUUGAUGGACCAAUUCCCAGAAGUUUAGAUGCCCUAUCAAACACAGUUUACAUUUAUCUCACAGGGAACAACUUCACAGGAACCAUUCCUGGUUGGAUGCUCGAUACGGGAGAAUAUGUAGACCUUUCCUACAACAAUUUUUCUCUAGCAAAUUCAGGAUCCACGAGAUGCCAAGCCGGAAACUUGAACUUGUUUGCAAGCUUUUCAAAGAACAAUAAAUCGAGCACCUUUUCAUGCUUGCAGAGUUUCCGCUGCCAGCAAAACUGGUCCUCUUUACAUAUAAAUUGUGGUGGAAAGGGAGUAAAAAUUGGUGACACAAACUACGAUGAUGAUACACAACCUGGAGGGCCAUCAAAGUUGUACCAGAGUGGAACAAAUUGGGCAUUCAGUACCACUGGUCACUUUGCCGAUGAUAAUCACAAUGUGGACUCGUAUAUUAAUAGUAGUGAUUCUGGAAUUUUUGGGAAUGAAAUGCAAUUAUACUCGGAUGCUCGACUAUCUCCUCUUUCAUUGACGUAUUAUGGGUUCUGUCUGGUAAAUGGAAACUACACAGUGAAACUUCACUUUGCUGAAAUUAUGUUUACUGAUGACAGAACAUAUAGCAGCCUUGGAAGGCGCGUAUUUGAUAUAUACAUGCAGGGAAAAUUGAUCCAGAAAGAUUUCAAUAUUGAGAAUGCAGCAGGUGGAGUCAAUAAGCCUGUAGUUCUAAAUUUUACUGCUGUAGUAACUGACAGCACUUUAGAGAUUCGCUUCUACUGGGCUGGAAAAGGAACCACGGAUAUUCCCCAAACAGGAGUGUAUGGUCCUCUGAUUUCUGGAAUUUCUGUGGAUCCUGAUUUUCCGGUACCUUCAGAACAUGGCUUAUCAGUAGGCGCCAUAGUUGGGAUUGUACUCGCAGUUUUGGUUAUCAUAUCUGUGGCUCUAGCCAUUCUUUGGUGGAAAUUUGGUCCGCAACUCCGUCAAACAAUGCAGCUAGAUUUUAGAAGUCUAGACCUGCAAACAGGAUCUUUCGCCCUGAGACAAAUCAAGUACGCAACAAACAAUUUUGCUUCUGCCAAUAUAAUUGGAAGAGGUGGCUUUGGUUCUGUCUACAAGGGAAUUCUGCCUGACGGCACCGUCAUUGCAGUAAAACAGCUUUCUUCCAAAUCAAACCAAGGAAACCGCGAAUUUUUGAAUGAAAUAGGCAUGAUUUCUGCUCUACAACACCCUAAUCUCAUAAAGCUCUAUGGAUGCUGCAUUGAGGGAAACCAACUGUUGGUUGUAUACGAGUACAUGGAAAAUAACAGCCUCGCUCGUGCAUUGUUUGGUCCUGAAGAGCAACAGUUGGAAUUAAAUUGGCCAACAAGGCGCAAGAUCUGCCUUGGUAUAGCAAGAGGUUUGGCUUUUCUGCAUGAAGAAUCGAGAUUGAAGAUUGUCCAUAGAGACAUCAAAGCCACCAAUGUGCUAAUUGAUAAGGAGCUAAAUCCCAAGAUAUCUGACUUUGGCCUGGCGAGACUUCAUGAAGAAGAUGACACCCAUAUAAGUACUCGUGUUGCUGGAACCUUUGGAUAUAUGGCACCUGAAUAUGCAAUGAGAGGCUACUUAACUGACAAAGCGGAUGUCUAUAGCUUCGGAGUUGUUCUUCUGGAAAUUGUCAGCGGAAAGAGCAACACUGGUUUCAAACCAGAGGAAUGCUUCAAUCUUCUUGGCUUGGCUCAUCUCUUGAAGGAGGAAAUGAAGCUGAUGGAACUAGUUGAUUCCAGAUUGGGAACAGACAUCAACGAACGUGAGAUUAUGUUGACAAUUGAAAUAGCCCUGCUUUGCACCAGUAUCUCUCCGGCCGCUAGGCCUAGUAUGUCGACAGUGGUGAGCAUGCUGGAGGGGAGGGUAAAGGAUCAACAGUUGAUUCCAGAAUCGAGCGUUUUGGGUGCAAAGGUGAAGGAAAUCAGUGAUGAGCAAUACCUACUAACAACCUUCAAUGAGAGCCAGCUGCAGAGCACGUCAAGUGACCGGCCAUUUACUGCAUCUCCAGCAUCCGCACCAUUUACUGCAUCUUCAGCAUCUGCUUCUGAUCAAUCCAAAGAGUGAUUUUCUGGACAACAGGUUAUAAACUUAUACGAGGAAACAUCUUGUGCAAGUAUUAUCUGUAGAGUUUGCGGGAACAGUUAGUUGCAGAUUUUGUAAUAUUGCAUAUAAUUGUCUUUAAUUCUAGAUUUUACAUUUACAGUUCAUCAAUUAGUAAAAUUGUAGUUUG
This is a messenger RNA of Coffea eugenioides, 3751 nucleotides long. RefSeq names its product probable leucine-rich repeat receptor-like serine/threonine-protein kinase At3g14840. Gene Ontology annotation, molecular function: ATP binding; protein binding; protein kinase activity. Gene Ontology annotation, biological process: protein phosphorylation. The transcript has 28 exons. The coding region runs from base 1 to 3585 and encodes 1194 amino acids. Lineage: Eukaryota; Viridiplantae; Streptophyta; Magnoliopsida; Gentianales; Rubiaceae. The record is from RefSeq and is a predicted model, not a curated record.